Messenger RNA from Penicillium digitatum Pd1, 1845 nucleotides. It is a transcript of the gene hem14, whose product is annotated as oxygen-dependent protoporphyrinogen oxidase. The record is from RefSeq and is a predicted model, not a curated record. Gene Ontology annotation, biological process: porphyrin-containing compound biosynthetic process. Gene Ontology annotation, molecular function: protoporphyrinogen oxidase activity, oxygen as acceptor. NCBI's taxonomy places the organism in Eukaryota, Fungi, Ascomycota, Eurotiomycetes, Eurotiales, Aspergillaceae.
AUGCGACUACCAUGUGUCUCUAGGGCACUAAGACCGAGACAAAGGCAAUUGAUAAUUCUCCUCAAUGGUCAAAAACGUACAUACACCGCUGCCGUGCUUGGCGGUGGCAUCACAGGCCUCACAACCGCCUGGCAACUCGCGCAAGACCCCACAUGCCGAACAAUCAACCUGUUCGAGAAAACGGACCGGCUCGGUGGUUGGAUCAACUCCGAAACGGUCCCUGUCGAUGGUGGUAAUGUCGUGUUCGAGUAUGGGCCGCGGACGUUAAGGAGCUCGCUGCCAGGAUCACUCCCUCUGCUUUACCUAGCUAUAAAUCUAGGCUUGUACAAUGACCUCAUUGUUACCCCGAGCACGAGCCCCGCAGCCCAGAAUCGCUACAUCUACUACCCAGACCGUCUCGUUCGCAUGCCGACACCGAAACCUAAACUUUCUUUUGGGCAGAACUUCGACAGCUUUGUGAAUACUAUGAAGGAGCCAGUUUUCAACAAAUUUAUUCCGGGAAUGGUGAAAGACGUCUUCACUCCCCCUCGGCACCCAACUGAAUGGGCGGAGGAUGAGUCAGUUGCGGAUUUCAUCGGACGUCGUUUUGGCCCCAACAUUGCAAACAACAUAGUCUCCGCUGUGUUUCAUGGAAUUUAUGCUGGUGAUAUAGAUCGAUUGAGUGCCCAGACAUUGUUGGGUAGCGUCCGCAACCUUGAGGGAGGCAUUGGGGGCAUUGGCGGGUUGGUCUCUGGUGGAGUUACGGCAUCUCUUAUCUCCAGGUCGAUCUCCAAAACAAACUCUCGAAAUUUGGAUGAUUUUAUGGCUAUCGAUGUCAUGCCUGCAGGCCCUGAAUUAGUGCGCCGUCAGCAAGAUUUAGAAGUCCUCGCGGCUGGAGCUACUACUUUCACAUUUAAGAGGGGAGUUGCCCAGCUUAUUGAAGCACUGAUCGCUUCUUUGGAAGCAUCCGGCAAAGUCCACUUCCGAAUGAACACGGACGUCAAAGCUUUGAGUGCAUGGGAAGGUUCAAGCAGGAUUGCGAUGGAAUAUUGGUCAGCCAGGCACGGUCAAAACAAGACGUUUGACUAUGAAUAUGUCAUUUCUACUAUCCCCCCAGUUGCACUUGCGAACGUCUUGCGCAAACCCGAGCAGUCACAGGCCAAGCUGAGCCCUGUCGGCUUGACCCCAUCUCUACUACGCAAACAGGACUACGCCGUGACGGUAAUGGUCGUUAAUCUCUAUUACCCAAACCCCAACCUUCUACCCGUGGAAGAUGGCUUUGGGUACCUCAUACCGCGAUCGAUACCCUAUGAGCAAAACCCAGAAUGUGCACUUGGUGUCAUCUUCGCCUCGUCCUCUAGUGUAGGGAACGGAACGGAUCCUUCGUCAUCUGAACUCAGCCAAGAUUCCGCACCUGGAACCAAACUUACCAUCAUGCUAGGUGGACAUUACUGGGAUGGCUUUGAAGAGUAUCCAGACCAUGAUACCGCAGUGAAAAUGGCCCGCGACAUACUCAAGAGACACAUGAAUAUCACUGAUGCCCCAACUGUUGCGCGGAGUCGUCUCCAGAAGGAUGCUAUUCCUCAGUACACAGUCGGCCAUCUGGACCGCAUGUAUACGCUCUCGAACACAGUUCGCAAGGAGUACCACAACAGGCUUAUUCUCGCGGGAAACUGGUAUAAUGGCGUGAGUGUGGGUGACUGUGUCAAGCAGGGCAUCCUAUCUGCCACUUACGGCAUUGGAAGGAAUAAGCUCAAUGAUGAGCCCAGUCCGUGGCGCCCGUGGACUUCCUUUGAUUAUAGACGCUGGAGACUCGAGGGUGGCAUUGUGACGUCUCCUGUUCGUCUGGUUGACUCCAAAAUCUGA